Westerdykella ornata is the source of this 614-nucleotide messenger RNA. RefSeq lists its product as uncharacterized. The coding region runs from base 10 to 255 and encodes 81 amino acids. The record is from RefSeq and is a predicted model, not a curated record. NCBI's taxonomy places the organism in Eukaryota, Fungi, Ascomycota, Dothideomycetes, Pleosporales, Sporormiaceae. The transcript has a single exon.
AUCAACACAAUGCCUGAAGCCCCAUCUACGCCUCCUCACCACCACCACCGAUACCUCACUCGCGAUGAGAUUGUUGAGGCCCAUGCCCUACAUCAAGCAGGCCAUAGCUACAUGUCUAUUGCGAACCAGCUUAAUUGCACUAAACGACAAGUUGGUUAUGCAGUAACCAAGAACUUUGUCACACCUAAAAAGCGCUCCGGUCAUCUGCCUCAUCUUACUGAUGCCCAAGUUGAUGAGCUUGAGGCGUACAUCUGAUCGUCCCGCAACACCUGACAAAUGAGCUAUCUCCAACUUGUUCAGGGCCCCUUUGAGCACUGGGACAUUGGUGAAUACACAAUCAGGAGUGCUCUACGAAGAAGAGGGUACAGACACUGUAUAGCUCGAGCUAAGCCACCCCUUACUGAGGCUAAUUGGCAGAUUCGUCUUGAGUGGGCACAAGCUCACAUCAACUGGUAGCCGUGGGAGUGGUAGAGGAUCUUAUGGAGCGACGAGACCUGGAUAACUGGUGGGUGGCAUCGAAAACAAUGGGUUACAAGAAAGCUAGGAGAGGAGCUUGAUGAUAUGUGCUUGGUGGAUAAAAUUCAUAAGAAGCAUGGAUGGAUGUUUUGGGCAUG